Leptonychotes weddellii (Weddell seal) is the source of this 1639-nucleotide messenger RNA. The record is from RefSeq and is a predicted model, not a curated record. Lineage: Eukaryota; Metazoa; Chordata; Mammalia; Carnivora; Phocidae.
GACAAGCCUGAGGUUGUCUCUUGGAAGAAAGGAGCACAGGCACUCCUGCGGAUCUCCUGAUAAAACCCAGUCGUGGUCAAAGAGAUUCAGGGCAGAGGGAAAGUUCACACACUGUGCCACUAUUUCCCAAAGAAGCCAAAUGGACAAGAAGUCUUCCACCAGGAAAGGUCCAGAUUUCUGUUCCUUACGCUAUGGACUGGCUCUCAUCAUGCACUUCUCAAAUUUCACCAUGAUAACCCAGCGUGUGAGUCUGAGCAUUGCAAUCAUCGCCAUGGUGAACAGCACUCAGCAGCAUGGUCUGCCCAAUGCCUCCACAGAAGGACCUCUUGCAGACACUCUCAACAACCCCAGCAGAUCCAUGAAGGAAUUUAAUACAGGGGCCUCUGUAUAUGAAUGGAGCCCAGAGACUCAGGGUAUCAUCUUUAGCUCCAUCAGCUAUGGGAUAAUAGUGACUCUGAUUCCAAGUGGAUAUUUAGCAGGGAUAUUUCGAGCAAAGCAGAUGCUUGGUGCUGGUCUGCUGAUCUCCUCUCUUCUCACCCUCUUUACGCCGUUGGCUGCUGACUUCGGAGUGAUUUUGGUUAUUGUGAUUCGGACAAUCCAGGGCAUGGCCCAGGGAAUGGCAUGGACAGGUCAGUUUACAAUUUGGGCCAAGUGGGCUCCCCCACUUGAACGAAGCAAGCUCACCAGCAUUGCGGGCUCAGGGGCAGCGUUUGGGUCCUUCAUCAUCCUCUGCGUGGGGGGACUAAUCUCACAGGCCUUGGGCUGGCCUUUUAUCUUCUACAUCUUUGGUGCUUGUGGCUGUGCCCUAAGUCUCCUCUGGUUUGUUCUGUUCUAUGACGACCCAAAGGACCACCCAUGUAUAAGCAUCAGUGAGAAGGAAUACAUCUUGUCCUCCCUCAACCAGCAGGUCAGCUCAAGGACACAGUCUCUGCCAGUCAAAGCUAUGAUUAAGUCUCUUCCCGUCUGGGCCAUUGCUUUCGGUUCUUUUGCUUUUCACUGGACGAAUAAAAUCAUGGUUUUGUACACUCCAACGUUUAUCAACUCCAAGCUUCGUGUGAAUAUAAAAGAGAAUGGGCUGCUAUCAUCCCUCCCCUAUUUGUUUGCCUGGAGCUUUGGUAUCCUAGCAGGUCACCUGACAGACUUCUUCCAGUCCAGGAAUAUUCUCCGCUUAAUUACCAUCCGGAACCUCUUCAACACACUGGGACUUCUCCUGCCUGCCUUCUUCAGCGUGUGCCUGCUCUACCUGAGUUUCAGCUUCUCUAGCACUACCAUCUUCCUGAUACUUGCCAGUUCAACAGGAACCUUUUGUAUGACUGGAGUACUCAUAAAUGGCUUGGAUAUUGCUCCCAGUUAUUACGGAUUUCUUAAAGGAGUUACAGCUGUAAUUGGGAUGAUAGGAGGACUCAUUUCUUCUACUCUGUGUGGAGUAAUCCUUAAUCAGGAUCCAGAAUCCGCCUGGUUUAAAAUUUUCUUCCUCAUGGCAGUCAUUAAUGUGAUAUGCCUACUUUUCUGUCUCAUCUUUGGAAAAGCAGAAAUUCAGGACUGGGCUAAAGAUAGACAAGAACACACACGCCUCUGAAGUGUAAAGCAGAACACUGAGAGAACCUGGGACUGACCUCCUCACUGACGGGAAGAGGGG